GCGGGGCCUCGGCGGAGGGAGGUGCCGGGGGCGCCGCCCACGGCCUCCUGGGCUCGGCGCGCGGGGCCGGGCUGCGGUUGGCCACAAGAGGCAUCCAUCUUCCCGGACCAGCCAGGCGUUUCCUAGCGGAGCAGGGGCGGGGGCUUGGACGGAGAAGGGCACAGGCCGGAGCGCGGUCCGCUCCCGCGAGCCUGGCCCCGCCUGGCGGAGCCCCGAGGAGCCACCGCCCGCAGAUCGCUAGCCGGGCGCCCGCGAGGCGCGAGCCGUGUGCGCACCCUCAACUUUGCUGCCGCCGGGGGCGCGGCUCCCGCGUGCGUGUGCGAGUGUGCCUGUCACUAGCGGCCUCCUGGGGGCAGCAGCGGAAAGGGGGACGCAGAGAAAGGCAGCCUCGGCGCACCGCGGCCAGGGAGGCAGAGGCCCCUCGCGGCGCCGGCUCUGGAGACCUAAACUCCGCCGCGGCUGUGCCCAGGGCGCGUCUGAGCGUCGCCGCCUUCACCCUCUCAGCAGCAGCGGGGACUCGCGUCAGGACUGCGUUUCCUUUCGCCUGCCGAGCUGUAGCGGCAGUGUCUGCGGGCAGAGGAGCGGCGGCCGUGGCAGCAGCAUCCCCAGCCCGGGCGGGACCCUUGAGCGCCGGAGCCGGCAGCUGGAGGCAGGAAGGGAGGGUUGUGGCGCCCGAGCGGGGCGCGUUCCCAGCGCCUGCCCUCCGCCGCUGGCCCUGUGCCGGGCGCCCGGUGCGGGUCUCGAACAAUGGUGCGGAGCGCCGGCGCGAGCCCCGCGCCCGCCCAGCGGCCGUAGAGGAAGUGGCCGGGCUCCCGGCGAGGUGGGCAGGGAGACGUCCCCCGCCACUCGCUGGCUGGAGUUUGCCUGCGCGUCCGGCCUCUCUAGCCGCGACCCCGGGGAUCCCCUGGGAUUAUCGACGGAGCUCAAUUUCGAGAGUAUGGUGCCAGCGUCCGGGCUAAUCUAGUCCUCUCUACUCGCUCCUUUUCCCCUCCUCCUACUUCUCCUCUCCCUCCUCCCUUCCCUCGGGUCGGCGCUGCCUCUGGAUUGCCUGCGUGUGGGAGUACAACUCUGCCUCUCCAAGGAGAACGGGUUGUGACCACUGAACAAAACUUGCCCAUUGAAAGCAAACCCGGAACAGCUGGAUAAUGUCCACCCCGAGCCGAUUCAAGAAGGACAAAGAGAUCAUAGCCGAGUAUGAAAGUCAAGUCAAAGAAAUUCGAGCUCAACUGGUAGAACAACAAAAAUGCCUGGAGCAGCAAACGGAGAUGCGAGUUCAGCUUCUCCAGGAUCUGCAAGAUUUCUUCCGAAAAAAAGCUGAAAUUGAGACGGAAUAUUCCCGGAAUCUAGAGAAGUUAGCAGAAAGGUUCAUGGCAAAAACAAGAAGCACUAAGGAUCAUCAACAAUACAAGAAAGACCAGAACCUGUUGUCUCCAGUGAACUGCUGGUAUUUGCUCCUGAACCAAGUAAGGAGAGAAAGCAAAGACCAUGCAACCUUGAGUGACAUCUAUCUGAACAAUGUGAUUAUGCGGUUCAUGCAGAUAAGUGAGGAUUCUACCAGGAUGUUUAAAAAGAGCAAAGAGAUUGCAUUCCAACUUCAUGAGGAUUUAAUGAAGGUUCUUAAUGAGCUUUAUACGGUGAUGAAAACAUACCAUAUGUAUCAUGCAGAGAGCAUCAGUGCAGAGAGCAAGCUGAAAGAGGCCGAAAAACAAGAGGAAAAGCAAAUUGGGAGAUCUGGUGAUCCAGUCUUCCAUAUUCGACUAGAGGAGAGACAUCAACGGCGAAGCUCUGUAAAGAAAAUUGAAAAAAUGAAAGAAAAAAGACAAGCAAAAUAUUCAGAAAAUAAGCUAAAAUCAAUUAAGGCACGGAACGAAUAUCUCCUAACACUUGAAGCCACCAAUGCCUCAGUUUUCAAGUACUAUAUUCAUGAUCUUUCUGAUUUAAUUGAUUGUUGUGAUCUUGGCUACCAUGCAAGUCUGAACAGAGCCCUAAGAACAUAUCUGUCUGCGGAGUACAACCUUGAAACCUCCAGACAUGAGGGCUUAGACAUUAUUGAGAAUGCAGUUGAUAAUUUAGAGCCCAGGAGCGAUAAGCAGAGAUUCAUGGAGAUGUACCCUGCUGCGUUCUGUCCACCAAUGAAGUUUGAGUUUCAGUCUCACAUGGGUGAUGAGGUGUGCCAGGUCAGUGCUCAGCAGCCAGUCCAGGCAGAGCUCAUGCUCAGGUACCAACAGUUGCAGUCCCGCCUUGCCACGCUCAAAAUCGAGAAUGAAGAGGUUAAGAAAACGACUGAAGCUACCUUGCAGACAAUACAAGAUAUGGUCACCAUCGAGGACUAUGAUGUUUCUGAAUGCUUCCAGCACAGUCGUUCCACAGAAUCUGUGAAGUCCACUGUCUCUGAAACCUACCUGAGUAAACCCAGCAUCGCCAAGAGAAGAGCCAACCAGCAGGAAACCGAACAGUUCUACUUCAUGAAACUCAGAGAAUAUUUGGAAGGCAGUAAUCUCAUCACAAAACUUCAAGCCAAACAUGACUUGCUGCAGAGGACCCUGGGAGAAGGUCAUAGAGCUGAAUAUAUGACUACAAGGCCUCCAAAUGUUCCCCCUAAGCCCCAGAAACACAGGAAGUCCAGGCCCCGCUCACAGUAUAAUACUAAGUUGUUUAAUGGGGAUUUGGAAACAUUCGUCAAGGACUCAGGACAGGUUAUUCCCCUCAUUGUGGAAAGCUGUAUUCGGUUCAUCAAUCUCUAUGGUCUUCAGCAUCAGGGGAUUUUCAGAGUGUCUGGUUCCCAGGUGGAAGUCAAUGAUAUUAAAAAUUCAUUUGAGAGAGGUGAAAAUCCUUUGGCUGAUGACCAGAGUAACCAUGAUAUUAACUCAGUUGCUGGCGUUCUGAAGCUCUAUUUCCGUGGGCUGGAAAACCCCCUCUUUCCUAAGGAAAGAUUUAACGAUCUGAUUUCUUGUAUCAGAAUAGAUAAUCUCUAUGAGAGGGCGCUUCACAUCCGCAAACUCCUCCUGACUUUACCCAGGUCGGUCCUUAUAGUGAUGAGGUACCUCUUUGCCUUCCUCAAUCAUCUAUCACAGUACAGCGAUGAGAAUAUGAUGGACCCUUAUAACCUGGCCAUUUGCUUUGGCCCAACAUUGAUGCCUGUCCCAGAAAUACAGGAUCAAGUGUCUUGCCAGGCACAUGUGAAUGAAAUUAUCAAAACCAUCAUCAUCCACCAUGAGACUAUUUUCCCAGAUGCUAAAGAGCUGGAUGGCCCUGUUUAUGAGAAAUGUAUGGCUGGAGAUGACUAUUGCGACAGCCCAUACAGUGAGCACGGUACAUUGGAGGAAGUGGACCAAGAUGCUGGUACAGAGCCCCACACAAGUGAAGAUGAAUGUGAGCCAAUAGAAGCAAUAGCCAAGUUUGACUAUGUUGGGCGGUCCGCCAGAGAACUAUCCUUCAAGAAGGGUGCCUCCCUGCUGCUGUAUCACCGUGCAUCUGAGGACUGGUGGGAAGGCAGGCACAACGGGAUUGACGGGCUGGUGCCUCACCAGUAUAUAGUGGUGCAGGAUAUGGAUGAUACGUUUUCAGACACUCUGAGCCAAAAAGCCGACAGUGAGGCCAGCAGUGGGCCAAUCACGGAAGACAAGUCCUCAUCCAAGGACAUGAACUCCCCGACAGACCGUCAUCCUGACAGCUAUUUAGCCAGGCAACGAAAAAGAGGAGAGCCACCCCCUCCAGUAAGGCGUCCUGGCAGGACCAGUGAUGGCCAUUGCCCGCUCCACCCUCCACAUGCCCUUUCUAACUCCUCAGUUGACCUGGGGUCCCCGAGCCUUGCCAGUCACCCCCGGGGCCUGCUGCAGAACCGUGGCCUCAACAAUGACAGUCCUGAGCGGAGGCGCAGGCCUGGCCAUGGCAGCCUGACCAACAUCAGCCGGCACGACUCCCUCAAGAAGAUCGACAGCCCUCCCAUUAGAAGGUCCACGUCAUCAGGGCAAUACACGGGCUUCAAUGACCACAAGCCACUGGACCCAGAGACAAUUGCUCAGGAUAUUGAAGAAACGAUGAACACAGCUUUGAAUGAACUCCGAGAACUGGAGAGACAGAGCACAGCAAAGCAUGCCCCUGAUGUGGUGCUGGAUACCCUGGAGCAAGUGAAAAACUCUCCCACCCCUGCCACUUCCACGGAAUCUCUCAGCCCUUUGCACAACGUUGCCCUCAGGAGCUCCGAGCCUCAGAUUCGACGUAGCACGAGCUCCUCCAGUGACACAAUGAGUACUUUCAAGCCUAUGGUGGCACCCAGAAUGGGCGUGCAGCUGAAGCCUCCAGCCCUUAGGCCAAAACCUGCUGUUCUUCCAAAAACAAAUCCUACCAUAGGACCUGCCCCACCUCCCCAGGGUCCAACAGACAAGUCUUGCACAAUGUAAAAACCAGCCAAGCAAGGCCAUAAAGGGAGGUGACUUAAAAAAGAAAAUGGAUUAGUGACAAAAGUCACUGAUCCAUAACUUUCCUUAGUUUUGUGCUUAUAACUGGAGAUCUUUUGGCUUUUCUAUGUUGUCGAAUGUAAUGUCUGAGACUAGCUAAAUUAACACGGGCAUUUGUAUUUUGUAAUUUUUUUAAAUAACUGGACAUAUGUCAUUUUAAGGACAAUAGAAACACUUAGACUUACUUGAAAAUCCAAUGCUGCACCACUUGUAAUGAAGGCAACACCGCUCUCCACAUUGUACAGAGCUUCAGGUUUAAUGUAGCCCAGCUGAGUCAGAAAGGUUGUGACCUGAAGGCAGAAGAACCCGAAUUCCACACCUCAUUGGAGUAUAGCCAGUGUUGGUCUGUGGCACUUGGGCUGAAAGGUGAUAAUGGCAUUGCGUGGUAGCUGACAAUGAGCACCUUCGGUUCCAUGUGGAGUGGGGUUUAGCUCAUGCAAAAGACUUGCAGUUGUCUCCAUGGGACGAUCCCAGUGGGACUGUCAGCCCACAGCUCGAGUGGGUUGGAUGCUUGCCUCUUUCCUAACAGUUAUUUCCCCGGGUCCAGCUUAAAGACUCGAUGGAAGGAGGUAGAACCUCUGCUGUUACUGCUUGAACUUAACCUGGGAAAGGAGAGGAAGACACCAUCUCCAAAGCUAUUAAUGUCACUCCUUUUGCGAGCAUGAUUAGGCCCCGGAGAUUUCCAAGUCCCCCCGUCUACACUUACAAACGAUUAGAAGGGUUUAAUUUUAAAGACUUUCUGGUUACACUACUCCACGAACUCCUCCAAAGAUCCGUUAUUCAAUAACUGCCUAGAAAAUGUUUCCAUCUCCUCUAAAUCCCUGUGUUCUCCUCUGUGGAAAUGAAGGCAGCAAGAAGCACCUGAGGCCUUGGUUCAUGCAGUGUUCUCUUUUGACUAAAUCACCUAGGUUCCUUUAAACAUGCUACAAAGCCCAGGCAUGGUGGUGCACACCUGUACUCCCAGCUACUCGGGUGGUUUACACAGGAGGAUGGCUUUCGGCCUAGUAGUUCGAGUCCAGCCUGGGCAGCAUAGUGUGAGACCCUGUCUCUUAAAAAAAAAAAAAAAAAAAAUGCUACAAAGUCCUGAUGAUCCUAAAUUUGAAAUCCCAACUGUUCUCUCCAUUUGUCUUUGAGCCAACCCUGAACUGGCCCUGGUACCUGAGUAAGAGCCAUGCAGGGCCAUCAGCAGAACAUGGCCUUGUGGUUCUCACCCAGUUGUGUACCUCACAACCACGACUUCUUUUUCUUUGUCCCUUUUCCCCUUUUUUGUUUUUGUUUUUGUAUGUGGGCUCUACAUAACUCCCAUAGUCAGCUGAACUCUCAAUUGGAGACCCUCUUUCUCUGGCAUCCUAGCACACAGGCAAUUUUUUAAGCCUAUAUUUAUGCUACAUUUUCCCCCAUCUUAAGAAAAUUUGCUUUGAUUUCCAUUCUCCUACUAGCAGCAGCUGAUAUCACCUGUAGACCUAUGAGCAUUUUAUCUAUUCUAUCAUUGAAGUUACUGAUAAAGAUUUGUUGUUGUUGUUGUUGUUGUUGUUGUUGUUGUU
Molecule: messenger RNA, 6004 nt
Organism: Pan troglodytes (chimpanzee)
Lineage: Eukaryota; Metazoa; Chordata; Mammalia; Primates; Hominidae
Gene: SRGAP1
Product: SLIT-ROBO Rho GTPase activating protein 1
Exons: 22
Coding region: 1146-4403 (1085 amino acids)
Biological process (GO): signal transduction
Molecular function (GO): GTPase activator activity; protein binding
Source: RefSeq, a predicted model, not a curated record